This is a messenger RNA of Fusarium keratoplasticum, 1035 nucleotides long. Its product is annotated as Protein kinase domain-containing protein. Gene Ontology annotation, molecular function: protein kinase activity; ATP binding. Gene Ontology annotation, biological process: protein phosphorylation. The transcript has a single exon. Lineage: Eukaryota; Fungi; Ascomycota; Sordariomycetes; Hypocreales; Nectriaceae. The coding region runs from base 1 to 1035 and encodes 344 amino acids. The record is from RefSeq and is a predicted model, not a curated record.
AUGGUCGACUCCACAGAAGAUGUCGAGCUCACAAUCGUUGGCAUGAACGGUGGUGACGAUGAAUCCGCCGACGUCACCUUUGAGUACAAUCACACACGAAUCACUUUGUUCCUCUUUGCAAGCCCUAAUCGACCCGGAGAGAACCUCGAGGAUCGAAUGAUCCGUCUCGUGAACGAGGCUAUCUUUGCUGACGAAGAAGAAUACGAUGCCAUCACUGAUCAAAUCUACGAUGUUAUCCUUGAUGUUGGACGAAUCCCUUUCUCACAAAUUGCACCCUUGAGCAACACCGCGCCCAGCAAGGAUUUGCAUUCACUUCUGUACCCUGGGACUCUCGACUAUCGUCUCCAGACCAUCGAUGGAAAGGCAACCAUCUUUCCUAUCCAGCCAGAGGAGUCGGUUUCCGUCCCCAAUCCUGGGCCGAAUCCUGAGGUUGUGAUGAAAUUCCAGACCAUCAAAUCGAUACCCCGAUACUCAUCCAGGGACGUUCAUGUCCAAGAAGUUCUUGUCAGCGGCUAUGGCACCGUAUGCAAGGCUCGUGUUGGGCCCCAAACCAUGCUCUGUAAGGCUCACAGCCAAGGGCUGGAAAACCCAAGGCUUGAACGAGAGCUGGUCGCCAUGCAAAAAAUAUGGAAUACUUGCAAGAGCCCUGCUGCGAAUAUCCGCGUCCCUCGCCUCCAAGGAUAUGUCACAUUUGCGGAUUCAAGAGAGAUCAUCGGUCUAUUACGCGAUUGGGUUCGAUCAAGUUCUUACGGCAGCACCCUACGGGAUAUGGAUAUUUCAGCUAUACCAAAGGAGCUGAAGAAGAAGUGGUCGGAUCAGAUACGCGAGACGGUAGAUAAGUUACAUGAGCUUGGUGUGGUUUGGGGUGACGGCAAGGCGUCUAAGGUCGUCGUCGAUCAAGAGAACAAUAUCUGGCUCAUCGACUUUGCCGGUGGGUGGACUGAGGGAUGGGUAAACGAGGAGCUUUCUGAUGCCGUGGAUGGUGAUAAUGAAGCCGUCACAAACAUCACAAAGUUCUUGGGUGUGGAGGAAUAA